This is a messenger RNA of Ceraceosorus bombacis, 413 nucleotides long. NCBI's taxonomy places the organism in Eukaryota, Fungi, Basidiomycota, Exobasidiomycetes, Ceraceosorales, Ceraceosoraceae. The record is from the annotation of a GenBank genome assembly.
GGCCCGCUAGAGCUCUCGUCCACCUCGAAUUUUCUCCAUGCCGCCUUGCGCUGGGCCAGUGAAAAGCCAGGACCGAGUUUGGGACUGACCUUGGUUCCUUUGUGAUCCGCCUUCGAGUCAUGCGAUGCGAUGCAAUGCUAUCCCCUUUACCCUCUUACAUUUCUCUUACACUCAGCACUUCGCCUGGCAAAGCGUCGCAACGGAUCACUUGGACUUUGCUUGGCAGUCGUGCAGAACGGCUGGAUCGCAUCGGCAGAUCAAAAUCACAUCACCCCAGAUCGCACACCAAUCGCAAGUCGGCAAGACGUGCGUACCGCGGCUCCAUUCGGGAGGGGAGGGGAGGGGUCGUGACAUUAAGCAAAAGAAGGGGCAUGCGCGAGGACGUGUGAGGGGCCAUGUGUCAAUGUUUCUCA